AUUGACUGAUAGGCGAUGGUGCAGUGGUAUAUAAACAGCUUCCUGGGCCGUCCUAUCGGCUAUCGCACAGAAGUAUACAACCUCCAGGGGAAGACGAUGAGGAGGGGAGCGCAAGCCCUGCUGAGCCUUCUUCCCCUCUUCCUCGCCCUCUCUUCUCUUUCCGUAGUCUCCGCCGCCUCCGGCAAGCAAGGCCAGGUCUACAUCGUGUACCUGGGCGGGCACGCCGCCGGGGCGAAGGCGGAGGAAGCAAUCCUGGAGGAUCACCACGCGCUGCUGCUCUCCGUCAAGGGCAGCGAGGAGGCGGCGCGGGCGGCGCUGCUGUACAGCUACAAGCACACCCUCAAUGGCUUCUCGGCUAUCCUCUCCCACGAGGAGGCCAUGGCGCUAUCGGAGAGGAGCGAGGUGGUGUCCGCCUUCCGGAGCGAGGGCAGGUGGGCGCCGCACACCACGAGGUCCUGGCAGUUUCUGGGAUUCGAGGAAGGGGUCAAGGGGCCCGACGGCGGCAGCGACUGGCUGCCGUCCCUCGACAAGUCCAGCUCGGAUGUCAUCGUCGGCGUCCUCGACUCCGGCAUCUGGCCGGAGUCGAGGAGCUUCAGCGACGAAGGGCUCGGGCCGGUGCCGGCGCGGUGGAAGGGGGCGUGCCAGGGCGGCGAAUCCUUCACCUCCUCGUCCUGCAACAGGAAGAUCAUAGGGGCGCGAUACUACCUCAAGGCCUACGAGGCGCACUACAACGGCCUCAACACCACGUACGCCUUCCGCUCACCGCGCGACAACGACGGGCACGGCACACACACGGCGUCCACCGUCGCGGGCCGCACCGUGCCGGACGUGUCCGCGCUGGGCGGGUUCGCGGCGGGGGCGGCCUCGGGCGGCGCGCCGCUGGCGCGCCUGGCCGUCUACAAGGUGUGCUGGCCCAUCCCGGGGCGGCCCAAUCCCAACAUCGAGAACACCUGCUUCGAGGCCGACAUGCUGGCCGCCAUGGACGACGCGGUCGGCGACGGCGUCGACGUCCUCAGCGUCUCCAUCGGCUCCACGGGGGCCCCGAUGCGGUUCGCGGACGACGGCAUCGCCGUCGGCGCGCUGCACGCAGCCAGGCGCGGCGUGGUCGUCUCCUGCAGCGGCGGCAACUCGGGGCCCACGCCGGCCACCGUGUCCAACCUCGCGCCGUGGAUGCUCACGGUCGGCGCCAGCAGCAUCGACCGCGCCUUCGACUCCCCGAUCAAGCUUGGCAAUGGCGUGGCGAUCAUGGGCCAAACAGUAACACCAUACCAGCUUCCAGGCAACAAGCCGUAUCCUUUGGUCUAUGCAGCAGACGCCGUUGUUCCUGGGACUCCCGCUAACGUUUCCAACCAGUGCCUGCCGAACUCCCUGUCGGCCGACAAGGUGCGAGGCAAGAUCGUCGUGUGCCUGAGAGGCACUGGCCUGAGGGUCGAAAAGGGUCUGGAGGUGAAGCGCGCGGGCGGCGCGGCCAUCCUGCUCGGCAACCGACCGGCCUCCGGCAGCGAGGUCCCCGUCGACUCGCACGUCCUCCCGGGCACCGCGGUCUCCGCGGCCGACGCCACGACCAUCCUCGCCUACAUCAAUUCCAGCUCGAGCCCGACCGCGGUGCUGGGCCCCUCGACGACCGUCGUGGACGUCCGGCCGUCGCCGGUGAUGGCGCAGUUCUCGUCGCGCGGCCCGAAUGUCCUCGAGCCCAACAUUCUCAAGCCAGACAUUACGGCGCCGGGGCUGAACAUCCUGGCGGCGUGGAGCGAGGCGUCGUCGCCGACGAAGCUCGACGGCGACCACCGCGUGGUGCAGUACAACAUCGUGUCGGGGACGUCCAUGUCGUGCCCGCACGUCUCCGCCGCCGCCGUCCUCCUCAAGGCCGCCCACCCCGACUGGAGCUCCGCCGCCAUCCGGUCGGCCAUCAUGACCACCGGUAAACGUCUCGGCCCGCACCUGAAGUUUUCUGAUCCCAACCGAAAACUGGUGUGCUCUGUUUUGGGCAGCAACGACCACCAACGCCAAAGGCGGCCCACUAAGGAACGGGGACGGCACGGUAGCGGGGCCCAUGGACUACGGGUCGGGCCACAUCCGGCCCAGGCACGCGCUGGACCCGGGCCUCGUGUACGACGCGUCGUACGAGGACUACCUGCUGUUCGCGUGCGCGAGCGCCGGGUCCCAGCUGGACCCCUCCGUCCCGUGCCCGGCGCGCCCGCCGCCGCCGUACCAGCUGAACCACCCCUCGGUGGCCGUGCACGGCCUCAACGGCUCGGUGACCGUGCGCCGGACGGUGACGCACGUCGGCUCCGGCGAGGCACGGUACACCGUCGCCGUGGCCGCGCCCGCGGGCGUCUCCGUGGAGGUCGCGCCGAGGCGGCUCCGCUUCGCGCGGGCCGGCGAGAGGAAGGCGUUCAGGAUAAGGGUGGAGGCGGCGGAGGCGAGCGGGCGCGCGGCGAGAGGGCGGUUCGUGGCGGGAUCGUACGCGUGGAGCGACGGCGUCCACGUCGUGAGGAGCCCCCUCGUUGUCCUCGUCGCGUGAUCGCCGUGCCGAGAGCUGCAAGGACACAGCACAGGUGGAUCUUCUCUAUUAUUCUGCGCGCAUUGCUUCAGUUGUGCUGUGGAAUGACAAUAAUUCUCAAGGUUUCCGAAAAAAGAUAGAAAGAUUACUCCUCUGAUUUAAAUCAUAAGUCAUUUUGAUAAAUCUAGCUACACGGAUUUUGCUACAUAUUAAGUCAUAGCUAGCAUAUAUCUAAAUGUGUAGCAAAAAUUAUGUAUCUAAAUUUAUCGCGACUACAAUUUGAAACGGAGAGAGUAGAUGAUUAUCUUGCUCGGUAAUUA
Molecule: messenger RNA, 2823 nt
Organism: Panicum virgatum (switchgrass)
Lineage: Eukaryota; Viridiplantae; Streptophyta; Magnoliopsida; Poales; Poaceae
Product: subtilisin-like protease SBT5.6
Exons: 8
Coding region: 16-2643 (875 amino acids)
Biological process (GO): proteolysis
Molecular function (GO): serine-type endopeptidase activity
Source: RefSeq, a predicted model, not a curated record